CGCAUAAUCAGCUUCGCUCUUUCGGUGACUUUGACAGAGCAGUCCAACCUGGCUUUAUUAGGCUUGUGAAGGUAAAAACGUAACACGGGGUUAUUUCAUCAAGUCUCAGCCCGGCUGAAACGCAUGAAAGUUCUGCUUCUCUUUCGAGCGCAACACAACGCUUGGUUACUCUUUUGGAAUAUGACAGCUGGAAUGGAAUGGAAGACAUAGUAGCCAAUCGCCGUGGACGACUCUAAACGCAACUGGACGCUCGUGUGGGAGAAAGGCCUCGAAGAAGCUAUGUUGUUCGCUUCCAUAAAACCGACGAACGGUCGGGGGAGGUCUCGUGUUCUGCCAUUGUACUGUUUACCUCUCUCCGCCAUUCUGUGAAACGAUUUGGACGCUACUACUCGCAAAUAUGGCAGCGAUCGAGGACUCGAAGGAUACUUCUCGGGGUAGAUUAAGGAAUACAUCGGGAUAUUCUGAUUUCGACCAGGGUGAAAAAUGGGAGAGGCGAUUGGACUCUAUUCGUACGGAUUCAUUCGAAGAAAAUUUGAGGGAGGCAAAUGCCAAUGAGUUUCCUCCGGACCCCAACAAACCCACCGUCCAGCAAUCUUGGGAUGCAAUUAUGAAGAUGUCAGACAUGCUGGAUGAUGAUAAUAUGAAUGGCUAUAAGGAGGAUCUUGAUACGCUUCUGGUUUUUGCUGGCUUGUUCUCUUCGGUCGUGACCGCUUUCGUAGUGGAGUCGUAUGGAUGGCUGCAAGCAGAUCCUGCCGAUACUACCGUCGCGCUUCUCUCACAGAUCGCUCAUCAGAUGAGCAGCGGUGGCCAGUCUCAGUCUCUACCUCCUCCUCCACCCCUGCCGUUCACUCCCUCACCCUCAGUCGUACGGAUCAACACGUUUUGGUUCCUCAGUCUCACCCUCGCUCUGGUCGAUGCCUUAUUCGGCCUUCUUUGUAAACAAUGGGUUCGUGAACAGCAACGAAAAAUAAUAGCACGAACUCCCGGGCAGGCGUUGACCCUCCGAUGGCUGCGGUUACAAAGUUUCGAACGGUGGCACGUGCCCAAAAUCCUAGCCUGCCUCCCGAUCCUCCUCGAAAUCGCACUCUUUCUUUUCUUUGCUGGCCUCUUGGAGCUUCUAUACAUCCGAAAUCAAAUUCUGUUCGCAUUCACAUUUACCGUCAUCGGAAUUGCGGUAGUAUUCUAUCUCACAACGACGUUACUUCCCGGGAUAGACAUCCUCCGCCAGGUGUUUGAAACCCAUCCGUAUUUCGCAACUGAAAAUCCGGUGUUUGAGCCGGAUGAUAUCCUUCGGUUGCCAAAGAUCGAGUUUAUAUGCCCCUACAGAUCCCCACAGUCGGGGUUUCUUUUUCACUUGUUCGCAGCGGUGUACCGUAUUCCUGGGUGUAAAAGGCUGCUGUAUUCGUUUAUCACCACGUUUAAUCGGGAAUGGAAGAAGAGUACAGCGUCAGUUGGGAAUUUGGAUUACCUCCUCACCAAAAACAUUGCUGGCAUUUCCAAUUGGUCGUCGGUGGAUAUGAAUACUGUCGAGCGGUUUUCGAGUAUUCCCAAGUGUCCUGAUCUCUAUCAGUUGAAAGGGUUUCGGUGGCUUGCUCAGGGGGCUAGAGAUAUAUCGGCUAUGAAACCGCAUGUGAAGAAUGUGCUGGGAGAGGUACAUCCGCAUUUAGUUAUGCCUGCUGUGUUCGAUAGGUGGGAGUCACCAUAUGGGAAGCCCAUGUGGAGUGCGACGGACGUUGAGGGUGUAUUGGAACUUGGGCAUCGCAGGGGUGAUAAUGGUAUGUUCAAUGAUCAGGCAACAGGAAAGGAUUUGGGGCUCGCUUCGAGGAUACUGUGUUUUCGAUAUUUAUUGGCGACAUAUGACGACUAUAGGGUGGUUGAUUCUGGGAGCGAUGACUUGGCGAGGGUGGCCGGGGAGCUUUGGGAUCAGAUACGUAAACAUCCCCGGGGGGAUAGUCGGGUUAUUACCACCCUUGUGUGUCCUGGGGAGUUUCUGAUGGCUCCGGCGCGGGAUUGGAGAGGGAAGGGGUUGGAGUUUUAUAAAAAGCAGUGGGAUAAGAUGGAUCUCAAAUCACAAGUGAAGCUGGUGGAGAACACGUCCAAGUCGAUGAACUCGUUUCUCAAGUCGUCGAAGCGCAGCGAGGACGAGGUUGGCGGUACGCUUUUGGCAUCCACCUAUGGUCUCGACUUUUUCAUUUUCUUGAAUGACAAAGUCUGCAAAACAGGAACAUUACAGCAACGACCUUGGACAAUCGAACAUUGGAUGGAGAUGUUGAGUCACGUACGGAGGGUCCAUCAGUUACCUAUCCAAUAUUUCAAGUCGAUUCCGGGUACUUUUCCGAUACCGUCGAACGAGCUCAAGAGAACCUUGGAUUGCUCUGGAACGUCGGAAUCCACUCUUGUCGCCUUAUUGGAUACGUACGAGGAGUGUUGGAACGGCGCCCACCGGUUUGUUAAACAAAGGGUGGUUUGUGCAGUUUCUGAUCAUAUACACCGGGUCUUACCAUCCGGUUUGGAUCCUCUGUCACCGUUGAGCGAGGAACCGGAUCAGCUGUCUUCAUCGCCCUCAAGUACCUUCAUAACUUCCGCAAGAGGCCUCUCGUUUCUUACGUUUGUGAACGAGAGGUUUCAUAAGGAUUUUGGAUUACUUGAUUGGUGUGGUCAAAAUACGAUUUGUCGAUGGGUGGAUGCUUUGGACCGCGUUCGGAUCCACCGUAGGUUACCUCUUGGGUAUUUUAGCCCUCUUCCUAUGAGGUAUCGGGUCACUGGUGAGGUUACGGGUUGGUAUAAAGCGAAGGAUUUGAAAGAAGGGGGAGGGAUUUUUGAUAUAGGAGGUUUGGGUGUUCCAAGUGCUAAGUGCGAUGAAGAAGAUCAAACGGAAGAGAUUCAGAAGGGAAGCAACGAAGGGGGGAGCUCAUCGACAUCUUCCGGUGGCGAAAAACUGGGGUCAGCAGAAGUAUUCAAAUUGACAACUGACAUUGACAAUCAUCAGCGGACUCAGGUCACGGUUUUGGAAUUUGACUCGGGGGACACAGAGAAGUCGGAGACACAGGACAGACAGAAGCUAUUAGCUGGAGGGCCAGGCACUGAAAGCAAUGUUUGAUGUUCCGACUAGUCAAUGUAAUCUUUACCAAUUAUCAUGCUCCUACAAACGUUA
Messenger RNA from Marasmius oreades (fairy-ring Marasmius), 3154 nucleotides. RefSeq lists its product as uncharacterized. NCBI's taxonomy places the organism in Eukaryota, Fungi, Basidiomycota, Agaricomycetes, Agaricales, Marasmiaceae. The record is from RefSeq and is a predicted model, not a curated record. The transcript is spliced from 5 exons. The coding region runs from base 398 to 3100 and encodes 900 amino acids.